AUAUCACAUCUCAUCUUCCAUACAAUAUUGAAACCAUCAUUAUGAGGGAAACUUUCCGUGCUAUGCUUGUUCUAGUUGCUGUAUUGUUAUUCGAAGCUGCAGAGUGUUGCUCUGGUCGGAACACGAGCUUUAGCUGUAUAGAAAGGGAGAGAGAUGCCCUCUUGAAGUUCAAACUUUGUUUCCAUGAUCCAUCGCAUAUGUUGUCUUCUUGGAAAGGCAAUAACUGUUGUGAAUGGAUAGGAGUAGGCUGUGACAAAAACAGCGGAUAUGUUGUCUCGCUUCAACUUAGGGGAUCAAUACUUGAUCAACCUUAUUGGUACUUUAUUGAUGAUCAACAACCUCAACCUCAAUUGUACUUGAUUGAUGAUGCAAAGGAGGUUGUUUCAAGUUUGCUCAAGCUGAGAUACUUGGAACACCUGGACUUGAGCAACAAUAAUUUCGGUGGUAAUCUUAUUCCACCCUCCUUUGGCUUGAUGAAGCAGUUGAGGUACCUAAAUCUCUCUUAUGUGCAGUUUAGAGGAAGAAUUCCUGGUGAACUUGGAAAUCUUACAAGGCUUCAGGUUCUCGAUCUUUCUCAGUAUUAUUAUGGGAGAUUGAAGGUUGAUGGUGACAUUCAGUGGAUUUCUCGUCUCUCCUCUUUGCAACAACUUGAUAUGAAGGGAGUAAAUCUAAGCCAUGCCUCAUCAAACUUGUUCCAGGUACUUGACAUGCUUUCUUCAUUAUCAUGGUUGAAUACCAUUGGGCAACUUUCUAAGUUAGAGAGUAUAGAUCUUUUUAAGAAUCAAUUGAAUGGGAGUAUUCCAGAUAUCAUCAGGCAACUUUCUAAGUUAAAGAGCAUAGAUCUUUCUCACAAUCAAUUGACUGGGAGUAUUUCAGAUAGCAUCGGGCAACUUUCUAAGUUAGAGAGUAUAGAUUUUUCUGACAAUCAAUUGACUGGGAGUAUUCUAGAUAGGAUCGGGCAACUUUCUAAGUUAGAGAGCAUAGAUCUUUCUGAGAAUCAAUUGACUGGGAGUAUUUCAGAUAGGAUCGGGCAACUUUCUAAGUUAGAGAGCAUAGAUCUUUCUGAUAAUCAAUUGACAGGGAGUAUUCCAGAUAGCAUCGGGCAACUUUCUAAGUUAGAGAGCAUAGAUCUUUCUCACAAUCAAUUGACUGGGAGUAUUCCAAAUAGCAUUGGGCAACUGUCUAAGUUAGAGAGCAUAGAUCUUUCUCACAAUCAAUUGAUUGGGAGUAUUCCAGAUAGGAUCGGGCAACUUUCUAAGUUAGAGAGCAUAGAUCUUUCUCUAAAUCAAUUGACUGGAAGUAUUCCAGAUAGGAUUGGGCAACUUUCUAAGUUAGAGAGCAUACAUCUUUUUCAUAAUCAAUUGAGUGGGAGUCUUCCAAACAGCAUCUGGCAACUUUCUAAGUUAGAGAGCAUAAAUCUUUUUGAGAAUCAACUGAAUGGGAGUAUUCCAGAUAGCAUCAAGCAACUUUCUAAUUUAGAGAGCAUAUAUCUUUCUCACAAUCAAUUGAGUGGGAGUAUUCCAGAUAGCAUUGGGCAACUUUCUAAGUUAGAGAGGAUAUAUCUUGCUCAUAAUCAAUUGAGUGGAAGUAUUCCAGAUAGCAUUGGGCAACUUUCUAAGUUAGAAAGUAUAGAUCUUUCUGGCAAUCAAUUUGGAACAGGAUUUCCUAAAUGGCUUCAAUUACAAAAGACAAUACUCAUGGUUGAUCUCUCUAAUGCUAGCAUCUCAGGUCCUCUUCCAGAAAACAUAGGUCAUAUGACACCAAUGUUGCAGGGAUUAUAUCUUGCAAAUAACUUCAUGAACGGUUCAGUUCCAAAGUCACUAUGCAAUUUAAAAUAUUUGGGAGCACUUGAUCUUUCAAACAAUAUGUUAUCCGGAAGUAUUCCUAAUUGUUGGAGAAAUGAUCAAUCAUUGAAUUUUAUUGAUCUAUCUUCUAACAAUCUCUCGGGUUUAUUUCCAAGCACAAUGGCGCGUCUUUCUUCUUUAAGUGUACUACACUUGAACAACAAUAGUCUCCACAAGGGACUGCAUGUGGCCUUGAAACACUUCACUUCUUUAGUUGUUUUGGAUUUGGGUGAAAAUAAAUUUUCUGGAAAUUUAACAAGCAUUGUAGGGGGCGAAAUUGGCAACCACUCUUUAAAGAUUUUUCGACUACGAAAAAAUUUGGUUUCCGGUGAUAUUCCCUUGAAACUAUGCUCUCUCUCUCAAUUGCAAAUUCUAGAUCUUGCAGAUAACAAUCUGACAGGAAGGAUUCCUCCUUGUUUUGGAAAGUUUUCGAUUAUGGUGAACGCAACACUACAAUUGAGUCAUGACAUGGGUAAUGAAUAUUGGGAUGAGGCAUUUUUCACGGAGGUUUUGCUAUCGAGAUACUUUGAGUAUUGGAAUCAGGCACCUGUGAUGGAGGUUGUGAAAGGGAGAUACCUUAAGUAUAUAAAAACAACUCUGGUACUUGAGAUUAGUAUAGAUCUUUCAAGUAACAAUCUAAUAGGAUCCAUACCAGAGGAGCUAAUUUUCCUUAAGGAUUUGCACAAUUUGAAUCUGUCUUGGAAUCAUCUCUCAGGAAAGAUCCCUGAGAAAAUUGGACAAAUGGAGAAUUUGGAAUCUCUUGAUUUCUCCAAGAAUAGCCUCUCAGGAAUGAUCCCGAACAGUAUGUCAAGUUUAACCAAGUUAAGCUACCUCAACUUGUCCUACAACAACUUGUCAGGGCCAAUUCCAACAGGCUAUCAACUCCAAACACUCGAAGAUCCAACCAUGUAUGCUGGCAAUCCUCAACUCUGUGGAGCUUUACUCUUGAAGAAAUGCUCAAAUGAUACAUUGCCUUCGACAAUCUCCAACUUCAAGGGCAAUGAUGAAGGUGCACUUAAAAGAAUGUGGUUUUACAUUGUUGUGAUGUUAGGCUUUGCAACUGGAUUCUGGGGAGUUGUGGGAACUUUGAUUUUUAUAAAAAAUUGGAGAUAUGCUUAUUUUCAGUGGAUGGAUGAUGUUCAUCACUGGAUACUUGUGGUUAUAACGUUGAAGGUGGCACGAUUCAAGAAGAUGUUCAAUGGCAAUCAAGAUGAUCAGUGAGUUAUAUAUGGAGUAUGUUGUUGUUGCUACAUUGGAGGAUGUUGUUAUUGCUACAUUAAUUAUUUAGUUGGACAACCCAUAUUCCAGGGCAUAGUGUCGGGUCCAACUUUGAAUGGCCCAACAUUAAAUCAACCAAUUUUAAAUGA
Molecule: messenger RNA, 3211 nt
Organism: Rubroshorea leprosula
Lineage: Eukaryota; Viridiplantae; Streptophyta; Magnoliopsida; Malvales; Dipterocarpaceae
Source: the annotation of a GenBank genome assembly